UGUUCCGCCUGGUGGGACAGCGCAAGGGCUGCAUUAUAUUGCAUCGCCCUUGACGGCUCUCCGCUCGAGGUUCAUCCCCGAUCAUCCUCUCCACCCUCGCCAUUCACGACCUACGAGCAGUUCCCACCACCCGCUCCUCCGGCGCCAUGUCCCCGCAAGACCAUUCCCAAGUCGGCCCCUCGGCCCCAAGCUCACAGCCCACCGGCGUCGAGUCCAUGGCCGACGAGCUGGCGUCUCUGGCCGAUCGCGAGGUCCUUCGGUCGGCUUCCUCCCAUUCGCCACCGACGCAUUCGCCAUCGACGCCUGGCCGCCGCUGCAGGUUCUUCAACACCCCCAAGGGAUGUCGCCUCGGCACCGACUGUCCGUACCUGCACAUCCGCAAGGAUCCAAAGUCGUCUCAGGACCCAAUCGACGCUCAGCCGAGCCCAGAAACCGCUGCCGAGAAGGUCCGUCCCGACCCUCUCCCAGAGCAGCCAGCGACCCAAAGCCCAACACUGCAGCCGACCCAGCGCCAGCCUCGACACGGCCGUCGAGGCACCACCAACGGCUCCAGAAACAGCACGGACACGAGCGGAAAUGCCACCUCCAGCAACAACGGCAGCCGCCCCUCCUCUGGAUUUGUCACCACCAGCGGCUUCAAGGUCCAGAUCCAACGGACAGCCGAAUCAACUUCAGCACCGGCAUCGGCAUCAACCUCAGCACCAGCGUCAGCAUCAGCAUCGGCGCCUUCUGAUUCCCCAGCCCAGACUGGGUCUCAGAAACUCGACACCCGCAGCAAGAGGCAGUCUCGACCCGCUGCUCCCAAGGCCGAUGCGGUCGAUCCCAGCGACAAUACAGGCCCCUCCAAUCCUCCUUCGACAGCGGCUCGGCCCGCAGUGGCCAAGCCGGCUGCAAGGAGCCUCCAGAACAAGCUCAACCAGACUACGGACCCGUUCGAUCGCGCAAAGAUCAUCUUCCAGAUUGAGCUUGAUCAGAUCGAGCGACGAUUCUCGGCCCUCGGCCAGUACCAGGUCGUCCGCAAGUCCAUGAAGGAGACCAUCAUCGCCGUGGCCCUGGCGCCUUCGGACCCCGACUUUCCAUACGACCUGGAGGCCCUCUUUUGCCAGCUUGUGAUUCCCGGCAACUACCCGAUUGUGCCGGCCAGCCAACUCACGGUGACCAACCAGGAUAUCCCGCCGGCACUCGUCCGUGCCGUCGAGCGGGGCUGGGCUCGCAAGGCCGCUGCAAGCGUCGGCAAGGCCUCGCUCCUGACCAUGUUCAACUGGCUGGACCACAACCUCGAGAGCCUGCUUGUGGAGCAGCCCGAAAUGAAGAUGACCUUUGUGAGCAACGUCGGCAAGCCCGACGGUCAGAGUGAAUCGUCCAUCGCCGGUGCUAAUCCCGGCGCUGAUGAAACCGAUCUGCCUCCUCCUCUGCCCAGCGUCCCGGUCAGCCUCCAGACAGACGCUGUCGAUCGCAAGGACCGUGUCGUCAUCGUGGCGGCGGAUUAUUAUGGAGUGCGCCGCGAGCCACCUUCCGACCUGGGUCCGAGCGACAGCAGCGAGGAUAGCUAUGAAUCGGACCUGACUGCAUCGGACUUUGAAAGCGAUGACGAGACCUCGUCGUUUGCUCGAACCGAUCCCGCCGAUACCGACGAUAUCCCGUCCUGGCCUGCGGAAGAGACCGCCCUGACCGACGAUGUGGAUCUUACAGCCAGGGCGGUCUGCGCUGGCCACGACGAACCCAGCUCGAGGCAAGCGGUGGGUGGCGUUGGCGUAUCCGGAAGCACACCCAUGCGCCCUCGCGGAAUCCACAUUCGUCUGCCGAACCUCCAACUCGAUGGCAUCUCUGUCUUGGAGUGCACGUCCUUGAGCAUCAUCGUGCGCUGCUCGCGAUGCAAAGACACCAUCGACGUCAUGGCUCUGUCUCCGGCGCCGGUCGACGCCGCACAGCCCAAGCCCCGGAUCCUCUGCUGCCCAACCUGCAAGACCAACAUGUCGGUUGCGUACCGGUUCGAGCUUGCCCACCGGUUUGCGAUGGCAAUCGGAUAUCUCGACAUGUCUGCCUGCACACCAUUCGACCUCCUGCCCUCGACCUUUGUGGCCACAUGCGCGAGCUGCGACAAGGUCCAGCAUCCGUCGCAGUGCUAUCGAAACUUUGUGCGGUCGCAGCCAACAACGCACUACUGCACGGGGUGCCAUGCCAAGAUGACGCUGUGUGUCGACCAAGCCAAGUUUGUCAAGAUCGGAAACGGCGGCGCUGAUGACAAGACGCUGUCACAGUUAGAAGCCCUGUCCCUGGCCAGGAAGAACAAGAAGAAGAGUCGUGACGAGGCAGCCCUGGUCGUUGGCACGCCGUUGCCCAAGAAUGGAUCGUGCUCGCAUUACCGCAAGAGUUAUCGGUGGUUCCGCUUCCCAUGCUGUGGAAAGCUGUUCCCAUGCGACGUUUGCCACGAGGAGCAGAACAGCGACGGCCAUGAGAUGCUGCAAGGCAACCGCAUGGUUUGCGGCUUUUGCUCGCUCGAGCAGGCCUACUCGCAGAAGCCCUGUCGCUGCGGCAAGGAGCUCACUAGGUCCGCCGGCAAGGGAUACUGGGAAGGCGGAAAGGGCACCCGCGACCCGCAGCGGAUGUCCCGCAACGAGAACAAAAAGUACUCGGGCAUGCACAAGACCCUCAGCAACAAGAAGGGCCGGGUCGGAGUCGCCGGCACAGGCAGCAGGAACAGGUCGUCGCAGCCAUCCUCGUCGUCGCUCGGCGAUCAAUGAGGAUGCUGGGUCGUCUGCCGAACUGUCUGCAAGCCAGCCGGGUUUACUCUGUUACUACCACCUGCUUCUGCGAAUCGUUGGCUCUCUUUCCAAUGCCAUGUUCUCUCUGUCCAUGCCGAUGCCAUGCCGAUGCCAUGCCCAUUCCUGACCAACUGGGUCUGUGGCCAGAUCACAGCGCCCUUUGGAAUCAUCUACACACCCAAAGCAAAGCGGGACGCCCUGUUAUGAGUCAGUUUUUGUUCCGAAUCCUGAAUACACUCAUCCAUCGCCCUUCAUGACCAAACAGCAAACGAUUCCAAAGUUCGAUUGCACU
Messenger RNA from Polychytrium aggregatum, 3057 nucleotides. RefSeq lists its product as uncharacterized. Gene Ontology annotation, molecular function: zinc ion binding. The transcript has 3 exons. The coding region runs from base 147 to 2744 and encodes 865 amino acids. The record is from RefSeq and is a predicted model, not a curated record. NCBI's taxonomy places the organism in Eukaryota, Fungi, Chytridiomycota, Chytridiomycetes, Polychytriales.